This is a messenger RNA of Penaeus monodon (black tiger shrimp), 624 nucleotides long. RefSeq names its product protein abrupt-like. Lineage: Eukaryota; Metazoa; Arthropoda; Malacostraca; Decapoda; Penaeidae. Gene Ontology annotation, cellular component: nucleus. The record is from RefSeq and is a predicted model, not a curated record. Gene Ontology annotation, molecular function: protein binding. Gene Ontology annotation, biological process: regulation of transcription by RNA polymerase II.
AGAACGACGGUCGCUUAGAGUGUCCACAUUGCCACAAAAUGUUGAAGGGUACAAGUCUGCGCAAACACCUCGAGGACAUGCACACUGUCCACCUCACACCUUACGAGUGCAAGAUCUGUCACAGGUUCUACCGCACUCCCAACAGCCUGCAGAACCACAGUAGCCGCUACCACCGUCGCCAGCGAACCGACUCCUCCGGACCCUCGGAGUAUGAAGCUUCCGGCGCCUCGCCCUUCCCCGCCGCCUCCAUGACCCCAGUCGCGGUGCCGCAGCAGUUGUCGUCGCUGCUGGCGGCUGCAGCAGCAGCCCGCGCCACCACGCACCUGAGCCCCCGCACUCCUGGAUUGAGCAACGGAGCGCCCCCGCCGCCUCCAGAGCAUCAUCUGCCGGGGGACAAAGCCACCUCGUUCAGUGACAUCUUCAACUGAGACGGAGCACGUGACACGGCUCAAGAAAAUCUCGUUACCUUAAGACAUGAAUGGAGGCCCAGCAUUCUGUACACGCCAGUAGAGUGUCCGAUAUGUAAACGCCGGUUCUUCAAUAAGUACUCGGCCAAAAGACAUAUGAUUCAGGCGCACGGGGAGAACCGCUUUCACACCCGCCCGUACGCCCGCGCGGACCCCA